AUGUCUCUAGUUUCUGCACUAUACAAAGGUGGUUUAAUUUAUAUAAAUGGAGGACACAACUAAAUUGAUGUAUUAUUCAAAGAUUGUGUAAUUAGUAAUGUUGCGACAGGGAUUGAAUCAAAUGAAGAAAGUAUCAACAACGAUACGUAGUAUCCUGGAGGGGGUAUUAUUUACUUAGUAGCCGGUAUGUCCAACAUUGCUAUCGAAAAUUGUAGUUUUUCAAAUGUUUCUGCAUAAGAAUAUGGCUAUGGAGGGAUUAUAUAUGCUGCUACUUUAAUUGAUCUAAAUAUUAAUAUUAAAGAUUCCAAUAUUACAUUUACUGAUGCUUAUAAAAAGGGAUAGAUAAUCUAUGCAAAAAGUUUUAAAUAAAUUACAGCAUACUUUUAAAAUACUAAUUUUACCGAACACAAUGUACAAAUUAACAGUCUGUAUGAGCUAGUUUAAACAUUGAGAAGCACUGAGAGGAAACGAUAUUCUGGAUUUUUCAUGGAAAUAAUAAAGGUACCGAAAUUUCCAAUAACUUCUAUUUCUAUAAAAUCAGUAAAUAACACAUACAAAAAUUUCUUCUAUGCAGGUUUGGCUGGUAAUAAUGCAUCUGGAAGUAUUUUUCACUUGGGUUAAAACACAUAUUUUGAGGAUAUAAAUUCUACUUUUUAAUAUUUCACUGCAGUUGAAGGUGGAGCAUUUUUCUGUGAUUAAUGUACAAUGAAUUUCACUUAAAGUAGGAUUAAUUAAGGAUUAGCAUCGUUAGGAGGUUUCAUAUAUGUUUCUUCAAAUAAUGCUACGAUACUCAUGGAUAAUGCCAAUGUGCAAUAAGUUUAUUCGACUGAUUCUGGUUCCAUAAUCUACUAUUCUCAAUAUUUUGCUGACAGAACUGUCUCAUAUAUUGGAAUUAAGAACUCAGAGUUUUCUGAAACUGGAGCAUAUUUCGGAGGUGGAUUAAUGGCCCUAACUUGCUACAACUGUACUGUUGACUUUGAUAAUUGCACCUUUUAAAAAUCCGGAGUAGCUGGUUUAAAUUAAGGUAAAGGUUCAGCUUAUGACGGUGGCUUUUUUUAUAUUGGAUCGGUAAAUUAUUUCAAUAUAAGUAACAGCAAAUUUUUCAAUCUUUCUAUGGUACCUUUGGUUGAUAAAUUUUUCAAUUUCUCCAAAAUUAAUGAUAGUGCAACUGAUUAUCAAACUAAAUAUGGUUCUGUGAUUAUGUAUGCAGAAAUUACUAAUACUGCCGAGUUUUACUUCGAGAAUAAUCUUAUAACAUUCAUCGAUAUUAAUUAGGAUGUUUUAAAUAUACUCUCAAAUUAUUCAGAGGUAUUCAAAUCAAACUCCUACACCACUGUCAAACUAAAUAACACCUUUACAUCAUUGUUUAGAAUUGACUGUAGCAAUGCGAAAUACUGCAAGCUAGUUUAAAACAAUGGUACAUUCUUAAGCAAUUUUAUCGGAAAUAAAGGAGCAAUAUUUAAUAUGUAGAACAUAGAAUUAAUAGAUAAAAACUCAAAUUACAAGUAUAAUGCUGCUAUAAAUGGCGGUAUCAUUUAUUGCUAAAACUGCUAAGUGAACUUCUAGUAUUCAAAAUUUUUACUUAAUUUUGCAUUCUCGGGAGCCAUUGGUACAUUUUCAGAUUAAUCUGAAGUUGUGUUUUUAAAUGUAAUGGCCUACAAAUUAUUGACAAAAUACAGAGGAGGAGCAUUUGAUAUUAUCCUUUCUACUACUUCAGCAACAUCUAAAACUUCCUUUUCAAUAUUAAACUCAUAUUUUGAUGAUGUUGGGGCUUCAAGUAUGGGUGGUGUAAUAUCUAUGGACAAUGAGUAUUCUACAACAAUAUCCUAUGUUAACUUGACUAAUAAUUUAAUAUAAUGCAGGGAAGAUUUUGAUAAAUAAGAUAUUUUAAGUGUUAUGAAAUCUAAUACGACACAUUUAGCAAUGAAUACCAUCUUUAUAUCAUAAGUAAAUCUAGUGAAGUCAAGUAAAAAUGAGAUGUCUAAAUGCGUGUAUAAUUUCAAUGGAGGAGCUUUUUAUUUAGAUAGGACAACCUUUGUUGAUACAGAUUCAAAGUUUAAUCAAAUAUCAAGCUACUCAGCAGGUGUAAUAGCGUGUAAUAACUGCAAAAUGAAUUUGACUAACACUCAAUUCACAGAAAAUAUAGCUAACGAAGGGGGAGUUAUUACAUUGGAUAAUGGUGGGAUUCUCAUUGGGGUAUAUCUUAUCAUGUCAUAUAAUGAAGCAGCGUCUUCUGGCGGAUGUAUUAUAGCUCGAACUAAUUCAUAUUUCCAAAUAAAAGAAUCUCAGUUCCUUAAUAAUUUUGCUAAUGAUUCAAGUUCAGUAAUAUAAGCUUUAGGAACCAGCACUACAAACUACCUUAUUCUUUAAAAUAGCUUGAUUAGCAAUAAUAUAGCAGCAUUAAACACCUUCUCAAUAUAAUACUCGAUAUUAAAAGUAAUUAACUGCAGAUUCCAAGAAAAUUAUGCCUUUUCAUCCUCUAAAAACAUAUUUGUUGGUUUUUCAACAUUAAUCAUAGAAAACUCUUUUUUUACCUAAGCCUUGAAAGUAUAUAAUCUUUCAACAGGUUUCUUAGAAAGAAAAACCUAGAUUGAAUAGGUUCAAACUGAUUUAACAUCAGGAUCUUUUAUUUAAUGCUUGCUAAAAGUUCAUCUUAAUAUAAGUGGUACGAUUUUCAAUGGAGGAACAUCAGCAAGUGGAGGAGCUAUCUAUAUUUCUGGAGAAAAGACUAUUAGUGAUUAGGUUGUUUACAGUGGUGGAGCUAUAGGAUGUCUUGAUUGCUACGGAUUCAAACUGAAGAGUUCAUUAAUCUAAAACUUAAGAUCAGAACUUGGUGGAUGUAUAAGCCUUAUUCAGACAAGAAAUAGUAGAAAAAAAUAUCAAUACUUGAUUCAAAAUUCUACUCUCUAAAAUUGUAAAUCAACUCUUUAUGAAGGAGGUGCUCUUUCAAUUAAUAAUGUAGAAUUAAUGUCGAUAGAAAAUUGUUUAUUCAAGAAUAACUAUUCUCCAACAUAUGGUGGAGCUAUAUACUUUUCUUGUGAUAUUUCAAGCUCCAAUACAUGUGAAUUGAAAAUUAAUAACAAGACUAGAUUUGAGUAUAAUAAAGUAGGAAUAUCUGGAGGCUCAAUUUUCUGGGAAGAUAUAGAGCCUGUUUUCAAUUUCAAUGAUAUUGUGUUUAAUAACAAUUCUGCUCAAAUCUAUGGAGAUAAUAUUGGCUGUUUUGCUCAGAAAAUAUCUCAAAUUACAGACUAAGAACUAAGUAAACAAGGAAUUUCGACAUCAAGAAUCUUAUAAUCUACAACAGUUUAAACUUAAAGUGAAAUUAGUCAAGUGAGAAGUGGGCAAACCAUUCCCAGUUUUAAUCUUGCAUUAGUUGACAAAUACGGGUAAAUAGUUAAAACAGAUAGUUCAAGCAAGCUCACAGUCAGAGUUGAUAGCACUUUCACACAAAAUAAUUAGGAUGCUCUAAAAUAUUCCCCAGUCAUUCAAGGCCAGUCGUAAUUUCUCUCAGUAAAUGGAACCUUUAAAGUAAAAGACAUAAUAUUUGUAGCUACUCCUGGUUAGAGCUAUAAGAUUUCAUUUACUUCUGAUGGAAUUGACAAGUGCUCAUAAUGCUCUAACAAAACAGAAUAUGUAUUGGUGAAAUAAUCUUCUCCAGGAUAGUGCUUAUCAUGCCCAACUGACAAAGCUAUAUGCCUAGGAGGUGCUGAUAUCGGUCCAUUACCUGAAUAUUGGAGAAAAAAUAAUAAAACUGAUGUUUUUAUUAAGUAGGUUCUUGCGAUAAAGGAUAUUAAGGCAUCUUAUGCGCAGAUUGUUGGGAAGGAUAUAGUAGAACUGGCGAUUAUGAAUGCUCAUUGUGCCCAGAAAAAAUUCUUAACUAUUUUAGAUUGCUAGCAACAUUGA
This is a messenger RNA of Stylonychia lemnae, 3903 nucleotides long. Lineage: Eukaryota; Ciliophora; Spirotrichea; Sporadotrichida; Oxytrichidae. The record is from the annotation of a GenBank genome assembly.